Messenger RNA from Acaromyces ingoldii, 2843 nucleotides. RefSeq lists its product as hypothetical. NCBI's taxonomy places the organism in Eukaryota, Fungi, Basidiomycota, Exobasidiomycetes, Exobasidiales, Cryptobasidiaceae. Bases 376 to 2520 code for a protein of 714 amino acids. The transcript is spliced from 6 exons. Gene Ontology annotation, cellular component: cytoplasm; nucleus. The record is from RefSeq and is a predicted model, not a curated record.
CGUCAUCACGUAUCACCACCAUCACCAAAUACUCCUUCAGAGCGAUCAGCCGAUCGGUUUCUGCGCAUCUUGCACACAGCCAUCGGUCUAGCUGCGCAGAGAACAUCUCUUGCCGUCAUCCAAGAGGGCUCAAGCGCUUGCGAUCUCUCGCCUCUGACAUCUGAUCGCCCGAGUCGACCUUCGGGCUGUCUUCCUUCCCCUGCACUUCACUUUCCUCUUUGAUCUCGGCGCGGACCUCCCAGGACGGUCAAGAUCCGAGCAAAGGAGCAGAAAGAGGACGAUCUUAUCACCCUUGAUUGCUUCAUUUCUCGACGAAGCUUUUCACAUUAGACGUGUUUUGAGCGCGGGGAUCCCAUGACAAGCGCGUCGCGGGCCAUGUCGGCCAUUCCCAACGAGGAGCUCCCAAUUCUCGAGUCGCUCAUCAGCAUUCGAAAUCGUUUGACAGCUCUGAAAAAGGACAGUUCGGACUACAUCAGACCGCAAGAUGUCCAGCAGCUCUACCAGGCCGUCAUCAAGCAGGUUACCCGGCUAAACACGGUUCGAGAUGAGCUGGCGGCGUCGGAAGCCUCGACUUCCAAUGACGGCUCGAGGCCAAGCCGACCAGGUGCUGAACCCAACGGCGAGGUUGACACGGCAGCCUUGACGGCGACGAACAGGGUCGACACCACACUCAUGGAUGUCUUUUCCCUUCUGAGUCUCUUCUUCCUUACCAUUGGCAAGAGCAGAGAGACGCCAGCGACCUUUAGCCAGUUGGGCUGCAUGAAGCAACUGCUGGACCAUCUGGCUGAGAGUGGCAUUUACACCGAGGCGGACCUGCAACCGUUUGCCAAACGACUGGCCGAGCUCAAGGCGAUUGUCAAGCGAGACGCAGACGCAGGAAAGCACCCCCCGCAGCUCACUAAGCUCAUGAUGCGCAAACUAGAAGGAUGCGGCAAGGUGCUCAGAACGCUAGAGGGCACACUGUCGGUGUUGAGCGUCGAGCUCGUCCCCAUCCACCAGAGGCUCGUCUCGGUGCGAAGACAGAUUGUGGCGGCAGCUGCGAAACCGAAACCUGCGCGGGCUGAGAUCAAGAUGCUCCAGGAAGAGCUCCGCAAGAUUGACUCGAAGCGCGUUGACGGCAAGUUCCUCGGACCCGGCGGCUCGUCUGUGCCUGCUGGCCAAGCCAUCCUCGUGGGCAUCCUCGAGGACUGCUUUGAAAUCGUCCAUGAUGCCAACGUGCGCAACGACGAGGUGCCCAUGACGCUGCAGCCCAUCUAUGACCGCCUGUCCGAGAUCAAGUCGCAGCUCGAGCACCUCGUUCUUACUCACCGGUGGACGCUGCGAGAGACGGACCUGUGGAAUUACCAGGUGACGCUCAAGGAGAUCGAUCGGCUACGCGUCGACGGCAAGUUUGUCGACAGCGAAGGAAAGCAGCCUGAGGGCCAACUCGUGCUCCUCUACCUCCUUCGACGGUGCUACGGCCUCAUCUACCGCCUCGUCGCCUCGUCUGAGCCAAUCUCCGAGGAGCUGAUGCCCAUCAGCAACAAGCUCUCGACGGUGUCCAAAUGCCUCAAGGAGGUCUCAAAAUACGGAGGGCCAUUCACGAUGAGGGACCUCUACCCGUACCGGCUGGCACUGCACCAGAUCGAUGGCAUGCGGACACCUGUGCGCGACAAGGACGGCAAGGAGACUGGCGAGCGAAAGUGGCUCGGCAGGGACGGGAGCGUGCCUGAGGGUCAGGCCAUCCUCCGCGCUCAGUACGAGGAGGUGGAGCAGACGAUCACCGAGAUGCUCAACCGCGAAGAUGAUGACGACGAGGACGAAGAUGGGGACGCCGUCGAUGAGGAAGAGUGGGAGGGCUCAGAGGUCGAUAGCGAGGUCGAGAGCGUCGCUUCAAGCGCCGCGGCCAGCGGUGCCAGUCCGGGCCUGAUCGACAGGAGCUUCCCAGGAAGCCCAGCCAUCGAAGAGGGGUCAGGACAGCAGCGCACCUACGAGCUUGGCGCCACGGCGAGCCCUCAGCAUGGUUCCAACAAGCCGAUGUUGAAUGCAGCAGUCGUACCGUCUCACAUCAUCAGGUCGUCAGAGAGCGAAUUGACACCUACUGCGACGCGGUUCAAGGGCAGUGCCGCCAGCGGCAGCAGCGUUGCGUCGUCUGAUCCGACGACUGCACCGACGACUGUGCACUCGACCUUUAACGAUUCUCCCACCAGAUCCAACCUUCCACCCGGUGCUGUGACAGUGGCAGUCCCUGGAUCCGUCGCACCGCCAGCGCCUGGACGGACGCCAGUCAUUCCCACGCUCACUGCCAGACCAGGUGAGCCGGCAGUCGAGCGAAUCCUCGAUGGCGUGCCCCAGUCGGCGCUCCACACCUCCAUGACCUCUAGCGAGGUCAGCUCGCCGGCCAUCAGCAGCACGGGGGCGAGCCUCCACAGCUCGCCAGGUCAAGGCCCAGUCGCAGGCAGUGGAAAGGUUGAACAGGUUUCCAGCAUUGAUGCUCUGGCCGCCCACGUUGCUGGCGAUCUCAAGCUGGGUGGACAGUAAGGGGGCGGGCUCGUCGUAUAUUCCUUUGCCUGUCCCCCUCCUCGUGUAUGAUGAAACCUUCCCCACUCCCUUUCUUCACCCCUCUGUAACUAUAACAUGAAAGAGAUUCUGCUUGCUCAUGUGCGUGGUCCUUUGCAAGGUAAUAAAGAGUACACUCUAGUUGUUGGGCUUGUCGCCAACACCGGAUCCCGUGUCGGGGCAAGCCUGUUCGGCCAGCUCGCCAGCCUUGCUCAAGAGGCCAUCCUGGUUGCCUCCCUUGCCCUCCUGCUGCAGCUUCUGCGCCUCGGCCGCGGCCGUCUUGAUCCACUCGGCGCCCUGCUCCU